UUUUUCACAAAUGAAUUAUAUAAAUAUGGAAAGAGUUAAACGCAAGCGCUAUCUCACAACUAGAAAGAGUCCUUCCAACGAGGAAGGAAAUAGUAAAUUAGCAAAAGAUUCGAGAAAUUUUGUUGUUAAGAGAAUCAGUUUGUUCCAAAAUGAAGAUAGUGAUUGAGUCCCUCAGCAAAUAGGAACAUCUGUUAAUCCAAGAAGGAGCAAAAGAUGAAAUAUUACGAGACUUGGUCAUCUUAAAGAUAUGACAACUCAUAACGCAGCAAUUGCUUUGCAUAACCAGUUGCCAGGUUCAGACUGAAACAAGGUAGAUAUUUAUAGAAGGAUGAAGUCGACCAGGCAUACUCCUAAGAGGAAGAGAAAAGUACCCAAAAGCACAAAGAAUGUUCCUAAAAGAAUUCUAACUGUGAAUAGGAAAUCUAAAGCUGCACUUAGCAAACCGGCAUGAAUCACUCAUAAAGUAGAAUACUUUUAUGGGCCUUAUGAAUCAGAACGGUGUCAGAAAUAUGGGCUUCAAAAGGACCAGGAAAAAUGGAUGACAUUUGCCAACACUUCUGAACAGCCUUGGAAUCCAAUAGUAGAUUGUAUCCUUAGCCAAGAAGGAGAUUUUUACAAUAAAGUCAUUAAAUUCAUGAAAGGAGACCAAAAGGAUGCCUCUCCUAGUAAGAAAGGGUCACUGAUGAAUUUAAACCUCUCAAAACUGAAACCUUACAGGAGGAGGUUUCGUAGAAUUUCUCGAAGACAAAUGGAUGAAAAAGUGUGGAAACCUGUCAGGGAGGAGGCUAAGCAGCAUGAUUCAAACACAAACAAAACAAGUUCGAGUAUUUUCAAAUGUGAUUCUAAUCAAAAUAUUGUCAAGCCUCCUCCAAUGAAGAGGCUUGAACCUGUUAGAGAAUUUGCACCAAACACUUUAGUUGAAAACAAAGAAAAUAAGGAUUCUAUUAAAGAAGUUUCAUUUGAGACUACCUUAAAAACUGAAUCUUUCAGUUGAUCUUCUUCUGCGGCUACUGUCGAGAAUUUUCCAGUCAUCAAACUGAUCAAGCCGGAAGAGACACUAAGGGAGGAACUCUUCGAGCUUUCGAAUAAUCAAACCGAGAAGGGAGAUCAUCACAAUGAUAAGCUAUCCCAAUCAUCUCUAUCAUGAGAUUCCUUAGAGAGUAUUGAGAAGCUAGUCCCUCUCAGAGUCAAGUCAACCUCAUUUAACAAAAAGAGCUUAGCAAACGAUGCAACUUCUCCAAAAGAAUCGAAAAAGAAGUUAAAAAUUUCUGGUAAAAGGAUACAAACUGACUUAGAUUUGGUCAAGAAGAAGAUCUCUAGUCCAGCAGAAGUUAAGAACAAACCGAAAUAAACAUCACAAGAGGAAAAUUUUAAAGACCUUCAAAGUCAAAAAGUCAAUGAUUUCUGCAGAGAUUGUUCCUAUCACUCUUCAAGGCCAAACUGAGAAAAUUGCCCAGGAGCAAGAGGCGCUGAACAGAAAAACUAUCAAUAUCAUUAGUCCAAGACCUUCGACAAGGAUAUUGGAUAUGAUAAUGAUGGAAAAUACUCUCAGCCAGAAACCUAUAACUCCUCAUGCACAAGAUGUCCAACCAGGCAUGGAUACUUUCACAGAUGCUGUUGUGAAUAAGCCUAAUAGAAAGAACUCUCCUCAUAGGAGAAGAUUCAAUUCCACAGCUGUUCCUCAAAGGAAGACUAGGAAUUCUUAUAAGAUGUCUACAAGCCUAAAGAAACCACCUUGCCAAAAGAAUAGCUUGGAGGAUUCCACUACUGAGCUAUUCAAAACAAAGCUUAGCUUAAAAUUUCAGCUCAGCCCUAAAAAUAUCCUGAAGCCUGUCAAAGAGAGGAUGGAUACUAAAGGUAUGUCCAGUUAUCAAAAGGCUGUAAAGCGAGUUCAAGACUCUGCUGGGUACUUCAUCGACAAGUUUUGCAGCAAUGAUACAGGCUUUGGAAAGAGGGAGCACACAAUUAGCAAGCAAUGUCAGGAAGAUUCCUCCUACAAGAGAUUACUAUCCUUAGAAACUUCUAAACAGAAGGACAUUGGGUUGAGCCUGAUCUCAAACAACUUUAAGAGAAAUGUCACUGAUGUUAACAGAUACAAGUUCCAAAGUAGUGGUCUCCAAAAUGACUUAGGGCUUGGCAGUGGAAAAGAUAUAGGAUCUUCAUUACAUCAACCAUCAAUCUCUACAAAAGUGACUGAUAAAGCCUCUGACAGGCUAAAAAUUUACCAAGAUCUGAAGGAAACAAUAAAGAAAAAGCUGGGUUUGAAAAAGAAGCAGAAGAAGUGUAUGAGAAAUAAGAAAGUGUCCUCUGUUUUAUCACAGAGAAAUCAUGACUCUAUUAUUAAAGGAACAAAGAAGAAGGCUCAUCUGAAUGAUGGAAAACAAGAUUUUAGCCGCACUUUCGUGAUAAGCGAUGAUUUAUCUCUUGAUAUGAUUAAUAUCCCUGUACUAUCAAGAAACGAAAAAUCCCGACCAAAUCAAACUUCCACAACUCAAAAUUCACCUCUAUUUGGUACCAAAAGCCGUAUCCGCCCUCAAAACCUAAUAUGACACCCUAGGAUAAACUCUCCUCAGCCAAAUCACAAACCUUCCCCUCUUCUUCCUAAACGGAACCACAAAAUAUCCACUAUAAUUCAAAACACCAAGAUAUAUUCAAGAUCACCACAUAAAUCGCAAAGACGUCCAUUUUCACCUCAAAAUUCCUUUAUGAAACAACAUAAAUGCUGUAAGGGCAGCAGCCCUUGCCCGCAUCAUUUUGUGUAAUUAUAAGAAUUAAGGUAUUUUUA
Messenger RNA from Moneuplotes crassus, 2785 nucleotides. The record is from the annotation of a GenBank genome assembly. NCBI's taxonomy places the organism in Eukaryota, Ciliophora, Spirotrichea, Euplotida, Euplotidae.